CUCGUGGAAGUUCAUUGACCUCUGGCUGUGCUUUUGCCUCCCUGGCUCCGCUGGCUCUCCCCCGGGGGAUGUCUGCUCUGUCUCUGCUGCUCUCCAUGCAGUCCUGCCCUGAUGUUGCAAGCCCAUUCCUGGCUGCUGUCUCUUCCUGAUACCCAGGUGCCUGUCUCUCUGCCCAAGAGCACAGGCUUUGCUUGCUCUGCCUUCCAGCAAGACGUGUGUGCGCUAAGCAAGGUGGAGAGGCUCACUGGCUCAGGAGCGCAGGCUCGAAAACGACUGGAUGACAGCAAACCAUCUUGCCUCUUGCCCUCACCCUCCAGCCUCUCAGGGACUCCUGACCCUGGUCUGCGUACCCCGAUAUCCUCCGGGAAUCUAGGCUCCCCAUCCCAGGGGCCUGUUGCACAGUUCUCUCAGGAGGCAUCUGCAAGGGUGACCACCCUGUCUCCAGCCGUGGAUUCUUCACCAGGUCCAGGGGUUCAACAACUGCCAAAGGGGGAGCCAGAAACUGAUCUCAGCCCCGAGCUUCCUGCUGCCCACCUCAUAGGCGCUUGGAUGAGCGGGCAAAGGCUCGGUUGGGAGGCGAGCCAAGAAGAAGCGUUUCUGAGGAGCGGUGUGCAGUUCUCCGGCACCGACGGGCUGGCGCUGCCGCGGGACGGCGUCUAUUACCUCUACUGCCACGUCGGGUACCGGGGCAGGGCGCCCCCUGCCGGCCGAGGCCGCGCGCGCUCGCUCACUCUGCGCAGCGCCCUGUACCGCGCCGGGGGCGCCUACGGGCGGGGCUCCCCCGAGCUGCUGCUGGAGGGCGCAGAGACCGUGACCCCUGCUGUGGACCCCGUCGGGUACCGGUCUUUGUGGUACACGAGCGUGGGGUUCGGCGGCCUGGUGCAGAUCCGGAGCGGCGAGAGGGUGUACGUCAACAUCAGUCACCCGGACAUGGUGGACUCCAGGAGAGGGAAGACCUUCUUCGGGGCGGUGAUGGUGGGUUGACAGCCGUCUGCACCCCUGGAGAAUCGACUGACGGUGCGAAUGUGUGCAUCAUGAUGUCCGGAGCGUCGGGGAGCCUGGGACGUCAUGAUCGGGGUGGGGUAGGGGGAACUGUAGGACAUGAAUUUUGAAAAUAAAGAAUGUAAACUGUGCUGGCUUGUGCCAGCGCCAUCACGAA
Peromyscus leucopus (white-footed mouse) is the source of this 1159-nucleotide messenger RNA. It is a transcript of the gene Ltb, whose product is annotated as lymphotoxin beta. Gene Ontology annotation, biological process: immune response. The coding region runs from base 112 to 984 and encodes 290 amino acids. The transcript is spliced from 3 exons. The record is from RefSeq and is a predicted model, not a curated record. Gene Ontology annotation, molecular function: CD40 receptor binding; tumor necrosis factor receptor binding. Lineage: Eukaryota; Metazoa; Chordata; Mammalia; Rodentia; Cricetidae. Gene Ontology annotation, cellular component: membrane.